CGCGUCGUGGCGGGGCCGCGUCGUGGCGCUCCUUACCCGGCAGUAGCCCCGCUGGCCACGGGGCCCUGGCUGUGUUUCCCGUCCUCCUCGUGCCCGGGAUCCCGGAAGGUGCUCCGAGCGGGGAGGCCAGGGCAGCUCGGGGCCUUCCGUUGCCCCGGCUCCCUCCCCUCCCUCUGGUUCGGCUCCUUAUGACAAGAUCGACCCGCACUUCGGCCCCGCGAUCCUCUGGUCGCCAUGGCAGCCACCAGGAGUGUGAUGAGAGCGGUCCGAGUGUUUGAAUUUGGUGGCCCUGAAGUGCUUAAACUCCAGUCAGAUGUGUUAGUUCCUGUUUCAAAAGAAAACCAGGUCUUAAUUAAAGUCCAUGCCUGUGGGGUAAAUCCUGUCGAGACAUACAUUCGCUCUGGGACUUACGCCAGGAAACCGGCUUUACCCUACACUCCUGGAUCGGAUGUGGCUGGGGUGGUCGAAAGUGUUGGGGAACAUGUGACUGCAUUCAAGAAAGGUGACAGAGUUUUCACCCUUGAAACAGUUUCUGGAGGAUAUGCAGAGUAUGCAGUUGCUGCAGCCAACAGAGUCUUUCCUUUGCCAGACAAACUGGACUUCAGGCAGGGAGCAGCGAUUGGAGUGCCCUACUUCACUGCCUACCGGGCGCUGUUCCAGAAAGGCUGUGCCAAAGCAGGGGAAAGUGUGCUGGUUCAUGGUGCUAGUGGCGGGGUGGGACUAGCAGCAUGUCAGAUUGCCAGAGCUUUUGGUUUGAAGGUUCUGGGUACAGCAGGAACUGAGGAGGGCAUGAAUGUGGUCCUGAGAAACGGUGCUCACCAAGCCUUUAAUCACAGAGACCCUAAUUACACUGAGAGAAUUAAGGCGUGCACAGGGCCGGGGGGAGUCGAUAUAAUCAUAGAAAUGCUCUCUAAUGUCAACCUGGAUGCUGACUUGCAGCUGCUGUCCUGCACAGGGAGGGUGAUGGUUGUGGGCUGCAGAGGACGCAUCGAGAUAAACCCAAGAGACACAAUGAGCAAGGAGUCCAGCAUAAUUGGAGUGAGUCUGUUUCUUGCAACUGAGGAGGAGAGGCAUGAAUGUGCCACAGCAGUCCUUGAUGGCAUAGAAGCUGGCUGGCUGAAACCCGUUGUGGGCUUGGAAUAUCCCCUGGAGAAAGUAGCCAAGGCUCAUGAAGACAUUAUUUAUAGCAGUGGUGCCCGAGGGAAGAUGGUGCUCCUUCUCUAAAGGAGCACCUUUUUUCGUCUAUUUUGUAGGUGUUCUAACUGCACCUUUGCUACAUGGUUCACUGAAUGUAUGUUAUAAACAUACCUUUGAUCAGGUUUGACAGUAGCAGAAAAUGCUCACUUGGAUGAAUUGAUGAAUGUUUUCUUUUUGUAAUGAGCAGGGUUGCAUUUACUGUAAAGUAAUUUUGGUAGCUUUUUUGAUUUAUAUGGAAAUAAUAAAUUUUCUCUGCUAGUGUGCUUUGUGCUGCAGGGGAUGGUAAGGUUUGGUGUCAUGGUCUGUGUGAAGGUAGAGUGAGGCCACUCUAGGUAACACAGAAUGAAGCUGCUUUUUACAGAUACACAAAAUUAAUUAACUCACUAUGUGCGUUAAUUAGAAAUGUAAAUUCUUUUACCCACAAAAUUUGUACUCAAAUUUUGUCACAUAAUUUACUUGAAAUAAAAGCUUUUACUGACAAAAUAGUUCACUUUCCAGCUCAAAAGAUGGGCAGAAUCUCUCAAACAUCAACUCUUUGAAGCAGAGGCAGUUCUGCUUGUCUGUGCCUGCCUCUAAGUGUGAGGUGACUGUGUCCUGGCUCAUCCAUAGGGACUGUCACUCUGGAGCUGCAUGCUGGGAUUUGCCUCUUUGGAACUGGUGAUCAUGACCGAAGCAGCUGAUUCCUGGAUGGUAAAUGGCUGGCUGUGAAGAUUUCAGUUCUUCCUGUGACCUUUAUUAAAGUCUCCUGGAUCCCUGGCUACAUGGAGAGCAGAGGCUGCAUGGCUUUUGUGGCAUGAAGAACUCCUGUGAAAUUCCUGAGCUCCAUCCCCUGAAGUGGGCAGGGCACAGCCUCAGCACUAGGGCUUGUGUGCAGGUGUCAGUGUGGGGUCAUUUUGCCAUUACACUGGGUCAUUUAGUUGUGUCUUGUUCUCAUAAACCUUAAAGCCCUUGCACAACAGAUGGCGUUGCCAGGAAAGACAACAGAAUGUUUCUAGAGUUAGUAAUUUCAGUUUAGUGUUUCAGUGAGGGCUUUUAGAAAGCUGCUUGGGGAGAGAAGGAUGAGGCCAGCUCAGCUGUGGGAAGGCAGGGACCCUGUCUGCCAAGGUGCAGUGGGGUCCUUCCUCCCUCCAGGCUGCCCCAGGGGAAUGAAGCUGGUUUCCUUGUUUGUUGCAUGUCCCACAGGAGUAGGGAGCUGUGUUUUUUAUGUGAAGAUUUAAGCGAUUCACCUGGUGUAAGUGAUGUGUGUAGGUAGUGUCUCAGCUGAUUAUCCAGGUGAAAGGUGCUGACUGUUCCUGUUCACUCAAGCAGAAUGCAGCCUGAGCAGUGGUGCUGUGUUGGGAACCUGCUAUUCCUCUUGGCAACGCUGCUAGAGAAAGUAAAACAUCUCUUAAAAUCAAUGUGCUAAACAGAGGUUAAAAGUAAUGGUUAAUAAUGAAUGUGAUUGUGGAGAUGAAGUGCAUAUAAAAGUAUAUACCUUUUCUCUAUACUCUGUUGGUGUUUAAAUAUUGAAUUAUUUUGAAUUCAGUUUUAAUUUAGUACGGGUCUACUGAAUGAACGAGAGGCUGGUGGUUUGCAGUGGCUCCUUUCUUGCUUAGUGCUGCCACUGCAUCGUGGAUGAUGUUUAGAGGUGAAAUUCAGAGCAAGUGUGUGAUCUGUCCUCAUCGUUGUUGUCCUAAGGGCCGUGAUUGUAAUGGGGUUUGUCACCAGAAGGUGUCAGAACAGUUCUGUGUUAUCACAUUGCCGCUGCUCUCUGCCAGGUGACCUGGCAGAACGGCACAGCAGGAGUGGGACUGACUUGUUGGGAAUAUCAUAUAACGUUUAUUCUUCUGUCUAUUUUCAAUGUACUGUAUAAAUGCAAGAAUUUAUUUUAAUUUUGGAAGUAGUGUGAAUGGAACUACUGAGGUAGGACUGAGGUGUGUCUGAUCUGUGCAAGCUGCCCAUCUAGAGAAUGUGUCAACCUGGACAGUCCGUGGUUCGGCUCUCUUUCUGGGACAUGCUGCCCCUUGGCAGUGCAGAACAGGAUGCAGGAAGAUAGUGGGGGGUCACAGAGAAUUGAAUUUGGCAGAAUAAUUCCAUCAGUUUGUUGAGAAUCUUCUCCAGAUUUGACUGGAUGGGAUUUUGGAGGCAGUGGUUCCCAGUGGCAGCCUGCUUGGUGCUGCCAUGGGUGGUUGGAAGGGUCGAACAGGCUCUUGUAUUUGUGCCGACUUUGGCAUCUGCAGGAGAGGUUUGGGGUUCAAAGCGAGGAGUUGUGUACAAUGCAAGGGUCUGGAAACUGCUGUUCUAUGUGUUUCUGAAACAGAAAAGAGUGGAAUUGUUCUAAAAAGCAGCUGCUCUUGGUUAAUCUCAUUGUGCCCCAAAUAAUUUGUGCUGCCUACAUUUUCUAGUCAUUAAAAGUGUCAUCUCCUCUCUA
Messenger RNA from Corvus hawaiiensis (hawaiian crow), 3607 nucleotides. It is a transcript of the gene CRYZ, whose product is annotated as crystallin zeta. Bases 235 to 1224 code for a protein of 329 amino acids. Gene Ontology annotation, molecular function: quinone reductase (NADPH) activity; zinc ion binding; mRNA 3'-UTR binding. The record is from RefSeq and is a predicted model, not a curated record. Gene Ontology annotation, cellular component: cytosol. NCBI's taxonomy places the organism in Eukaryota, Metazoa, Chordata, Aves, Passeriformes, Corvidae. The transcript has 9 exons.